Dama dama (fallow deer) is the source of this 1235-nucleotide messenger RNA. RefSeq names its product docking protein 6 (gene DOK6). The record is from RefSeq and is a predicted model, not a curated record. Gene Ontology annotation, biological process: positive regulation of MAPK cascade; cell surface receptor protein tyrosine kinase signaling pathway. The transcript is spliced from 8 exons. Lineage: Eukaryota; Metazoa; Chordata; Mammalia; Artiodactyla; Cervidae. Gene Ontology annotation, cellular component: cytoplasm. Bases 43 to 1038 code for a protein of 331 amino acids.
ACGGCGGCGGCUCUCGACCCGGGGAAGCCGAGCGCACCGACCAUGGCCUCCAACUUUAACGACAUAGUCAAGCAGGGCUACGUGAAAAUCCGCAGCAGGAAGCUGGGGAUUUUCAGACGAUGCUGGUUGGUUUUCAAGAAAGCAUCUAGUAAAGGACCCAGAAGGCUAGAAAAAUUUCCCGAUGAGAAGGCAGCAUAUUUCAGGAACUUUCAUAAGGUAACUGAACUGCACAACAUCAAAAAUAUAACCAGGCUGCCUCGAGAGACAAAGAAGCAUGCAGUGGCAAUUAUCUUUCAUGAUGAAACGUCAAAGACAUUUGCCUGUGAAUCAGAGCUGGAGGCUGAGGAGUGGUGCAAACACCUCUGCAUGGAGUGCCUGGGGACCCGGCUCAAUGACAUCAGCCUUGGGGAGCCUGAUCUCCUGGCGGCCGGCGUGCAGAGGGAGCAGAACGAACGAUUCAAUGUGUACCUUAUGCCUACACCAAAUCUGGACAUUUAUGGCGAAUGCACAAUGCAGAUCACGCACGAGAAUAUCUAUCUCUGGGAUAUCCACAACGCCAAGGUCAAGCUGGUGAUGUGGCCCCUCAGCUCACUGAGGAGAUACGGGCGGGACUCGACGUGGUUCACGUUUGAGUCGGGCAGAAUGUGUGACACAGGAGAAGGACUGUUCACUUUUCAAACAAGGGAAGGAGAAAUGAUCUAUCAGAAGGUCCAUUCUGCGACACUGGCCAUAGCUGAGCAGCAUGAGAGAUUAAUGCUAGAAAUGGAGCAGAAGGCCCGGCUUCAGACAAGCUUGACGGAACCCAUGACGUUAUCCAAAUCGAUCUCUCUUCCUCGAAGCGCCUACUGGCACCACAUCACCCGGCAGAGCAGCGUUGGAGAGAUCUACAGUUUGCAAGGUCACGGGUUCGGGCCCUCGAAGAUGGCACGUGCGCAGACCUUCCCCAGCUACGCCUCGGAGCAGAGCGAGGAGACGCAGCCGGCCCUGUCGCGCUCCAGCAGCUACGGCUUCAGCUACAGCUCCAGCCUCAUCCAGUGACACCCCGGGCGAGGCUGAGACCAGAGAGACCGUCUGUCCGGACCGCCUGCCUGCCUGCGGGGCGCGCGCCCUCUGCCUCCCGGAGGACCAACUGCAGGGAACAUUGACAUGGGUCUGGUCUGUCCCCAGUCCCGGUAGAAGGUUCAAAACUGGAGUUCUGCUUCCUUGAUUCUGUGGCUAAGUCCUUUAUUUAUUGA